Messenger RNA from Salvia hispanica, 1209 nucleotides. Its product is annotated as putative F-box protein At3g52320. Gene Ontology annotation, molecular function: protein binding. Lineage: Eukaryota; Viridiplantae; Streptophyta; Magnoliopsida; Lamiales; Lamiaceae. The record is from RefSeq and is a predicted model, not a curated record.
CCUCCAGUACUAGCCGUAAGCCUAUGGAAAUCCCCUCAUAAAGGGAAAGAAACAGAGCGUCAUCGGGAGACGCUUUUUCAGUUUCGCACUAUGAAUCCGGAAUGUAUUAGGAAAACUUGGGAUUCUAUUAAUGAAGUACAACUACAGUUCAGGGUGCCAGGAGUGCAUCACAUAAUAUACUCAGUUGAUGGAUUUCUCAUGCUAGCCACAGGUGAGAAUGGGUUUAGUCUCUUAAACCCAUUAACCCAUGAGUUGGUAACGGUUGUUUCUCCUAUUAGUAACUGGGACAGGGUUGGAUUUGCAAGACUUGGGGAUACUUACAAGAUUGUGUUUGUGGGUGAUUCUUACUGUGCAAUCAAUCAGUUGGGGACAGAUCAGUGGAAAUACAAAUCUUUUGAUAACACUAGGUUUAGUUAUGACAAGUUCAAUACCUGUCUUCUGGAUAAGAGACAAUACUGGGUUGGACAUGACACAAGCAAGAAGGAUGCCAUAAUUCUGGUGUUUGACUUUGAGUCAGAGGAAUUUUCUACUAUUUCUCCCCCUCCUCUUAUCAAUUAUCCUGAUGGAGUGAGUAUACCCGAGUGCAGCCAAAUCUCGGAGCAGGAUGGGAAGAUCACUAUUUGUGGGGAACUCUCUCGUGGAAUACUCCAAGUAUGGGUUAGAGAAGAGCUUGACAAGAAUGAGUGGACAAAAGUGGCGACCCUGGCCAUGUAUUCUCGCUUAGGGCACGAUAAUGAGGAACAUAACUACCGCUUGAUUAAGAUUUUCGGAGAGAAGGAUGAGGGGCAGAGAGAUUCUGAUUGUUUGCUAUUGAUUCGUAGACCUGAUGUGUUUCACUUUUUGACUGACUUACCAUAUGUAUGGGUAUUGAGAUAUCCUUUCGAUAAAAAGCUUGAUUGGGAUAGCUUCCUCCAUCCAGCCCUCCAUUCAUUCUCCAUGAAUAGACUGUUUGACAUGCCAAAGAAAGAAAGAGAUUCUGGGAAAGGCUGUGAGUGAUUUAAAUACUGAAAUAGAUUGGAGUAUGGGGCAAAGAAACAGAUUCAAGAAAGAGAUUUCACAGAGGCAGUGAAUGAUCAAGAAAGAGAUUCACAGAGGCAGUGAAUGAUCAAAUAAUUGGAUAUGACAUAUUUUGGCAUAUUUUAGGCAUUGUUUUCGAAUUGUUUUCGAAUAAUUGGUUUUUGCUAUUAAUCAAAUAUUGGAUUUAGAUCG